AUGUCAAAGUGGCUGAACAAGCGCACCCAGGCAGUGACAGAGUCGCUGAACAAGAGCGCCAAGCGCACGCAAUAUGACGCGGACUUUGAAGAGCUGCAACAGCAGUGCGAAACCACCAAGCAGGUCGUGCACAAGAUGCUCAAGGAGACGCCCAACUUCCUGCACCCAAACCCUGCCGCGCGUGCUCGCACAAGCAUGGGCAGCACGUACGCCAAACUUCGCAAGACCGCAGCGGAGAAGCGGUACCCGCACGCGAUUGGCGUGAUGGCCGAGCUCCUUACCAAGGGCGCAGCCGACAUGCCGCCCGGCUCGUCCCUUGGUUCCGCGCUGCGUGAGGUUGGCGAGUCCUUCCAGACCAUGACAGAGGCGCAGCACAACUUUGAUGCAGAGGUUGUGCAGAAUUUCAUGGAGCCGCUGAAGGAUCUCGUUGAGAACGACUUCAAGGAGCUCGGCAAGCAGAAGCGCAAGCUCGAGGACCGCCGCCUCGCAUACGACUUUAAGCUGCGCAAGCGCGAGUCUGGCAAGUCGUCCAUCACGGAUGCGGACAUUAAGCUUGCGGAGGAGAAGUUUGAGGACUCCAAGAACAACGCAGAAAACGCCAUGAUGAAGAUUGUCAACAACGACGUUGAGCAAGUUGGGCAGCUCAUGUCUCUGGUGCAGGCGAUGAUCACGCUCGCCCGCAACCAGCUGGAGACGCUGGAGGCAACACAGGCCGGCCUCGAGGAGAUCCUUGAGCAAGCGAGCACAAAGCCGAAGCGCACGCAGCGCCCCGUGUCCAUGAUGCAGUACGAGGACGACGAGGACGACGAGGCCGCACUCGCCGCCCGCGGCAUCAGCGCGGACGAGCCGUCGGCAGUUGCACUGUUUGACUUUGAGGCGGAGAACGAGGGGGAGCUGACGUUCAAGGAGGGCGACACGAUCCGGCUGCUGUCGCGUUUGGAUGAGAACUGGCUCGAGGGCGAGGUCGAUGGCCAGCAGGGCAUGUUCCCCGUCAACUACGUUGAGAUCAUCCGCGACGUCUAA
Salpingoeca rosetta is the source of this 1023-nucleotide messenger RNA. Its product is annotated as endophilin. The transcript is spliced from 11 exons. Gene Ontology annotation, cellular component: cytoplasm. Bases 1 to 1023 code for a protein of 340 amino acids. NCBI's taxonomy places the organism in Eukaryota, Choanoflagellata, Craspedida, Salpingoecidae. Gene Ontology annotation, molecular function: protein binding. The record is from RefSeq and is a predicted model, not a curated record.